GACGACGUUGGCAUAUAACGACGGCCAAAAACGGUAUUUGUUUGUUUUCUUAAGUGUGUGUGUGUUUUUUAUGGAAAUGAAAUGCUUUAAGAAUUGAGAAAAUUUAUGCAAAAAUUUAAUUGUUCUUUAAACAAUUUGAAAAAAAAAAAAAAUAGAUUGGCUGUUUAAUUAAUUAGAAAAAAAAUAUUACUAUAAAACAAACCCCUUGGUGUUUCUAGGCGCUACAGCUCCAUUCAGUGAUAAACGUGUCGAGUUGUAGUCGAGUCCAAAAAGUGUUGGUUUUGGGAACAAGAAGAAAAAUAUAUCGUGUAUCUACACACCAGCAAACGGUUGUACAAAACUCGCGUUACGGUUGGAAACAAAAACAAAAAAAAAACGAAAAUUUACGGAUCCUUAAAAAUCAAACAUCGUGUGUACAAAAGAAUCGAAAAAAGAUAAAACUCAAGUAGAAAAUUAAUAACGAAUGAAACAAAACUCAUCUAGAGCAUCUCUCACAUAAAAAAUAAUUGAAAUUUUCCACAAAAAAACAACAACAACAAUAAGUUUUCCUUUACAACAUCGGUAUAUAGUCGGUGCAUUUAACAUUCGUUGUAAAAAAUUUGAAAAUUUUCAUAGUUGCGGGUUUUCCUAUCUACCUAAAUACACACUUACACUCAUACACACACCAAAAAAAAAACACAAUUUUUGAAAAUUAUUGUUUGUAGAUUGUGUGUGUGCGUUUUUUCCCCGUUAUAGAAAAAACCCAAAAUAUUACCCCUGAAUAAAAAGUGAAAUUUAUUUAACAAAAAUUAAAGAAAAGCCGAAAAAAAAUGUUUCCUGAAAAUUGUAAUAAAGUAAAAGUUAAUGUUAAAGAAAAUUAUUAUUAUAGUGUAAUCUAAAGGAAAGAAGAGAAUAUUUUCCCCUCAAAAAAAUCAUAAUAAAAGAAUAAUAAUCAAAAUAUAUGCUUCAUUAAGUGUUUCAAAGUAUAAAGUAAAAAAUAUAUAAAUUUUGAAAUUAUUAAUAUCUGUAUAAAAAAGAAUCUUAUUAAUAAAGAAAUAUUCUUUAAAAUAAAAAUUUUUGUGAAAAAUUAUAAAGAAAAUUCCCCCCCCCCAAAAAAAAAAACUAAUUUGAAAAAAUUUCUUAAGAAAAUAAAACUUUUUAUAUAAAAUUUCUCGGAUUUUGUGGAUAUUAAAUACUUGACUUUAAAUACAGCAGGAUAAAGGAUUAAUAAAGAUUUUAUCGCUGACUAGAGAAAAUCAACAGGAUUUUAGAAAUUGAAGGACUCUUAAGACAACAGCUUUUAUUUUGAAAUGAAAUAUUCAUAAAAAAACAAUAAUUGUUGCAACUAAAUUUGAACACGUACAACACUAAAGCUGCAAGCGUCAACGUGACAAUAUUUGCCAACAUUUCUAUUGAAGAAAGCAAGACAGACAGACACCCAUGCCAGGAAUAUAUACACGAUUUUUUACAACUUAAUAUUAGUUUUCUACAAACAUAUAAAUGCAAAAAACAUAAAUAAUAACAACUAAAUAACAAAUAGAGCAACAUUAUUGUGUAACAGAAAAAAAUAAGAAAACUAUAAUUUUUGGGAAAGAAAAAUAAAAAAAAUAAACUUUUUUUCGUUGCUAUACAAAAAGAAAAGGAUAAAAUAAAAACACAGUAGUAGCAAGUGAUAAAUUGCCCUGAACGUAACAAGACGCUCAUAAAAACUUCAACUUUAAGCAUUUUAUGGUGAAUGUCCUUUUUGUUGGUUUUGCACUUCUACGACAAACAGUAUAUACUUUGGCAGCUGGAGGGGAACACUUAACAAUUUCAACAUCGUUUCCUAAGUGCACAGACAUUCUCUACGAGACAUAUAGAGAGAGAAAAUAGAAAAAGGCGACGACGAGAAGUAUCCAACUACUACGUGGUGUCGCUAAAGCACUUGAGAAAAACAAGGACUAAGAAUUCCUUUUGCCACUUUUUAGUGGAGCUCUAAAGGAAAAACGACAACGACAUAGCUGUUGUUGUUUUUUUGUUGGUGUUAAAGGAUCAAGUGCAAGGUUAUAUUACAUUUCCAAAUAGCAAUAGCAUUGUACUUGACACUCAAUGUUAUAGUUUCCUUGCAACACAACAAAAUAAUAUACAAUACAAAACAAAACAAAGAAAAAGCAAGAAAACUUCUCUCUAUUAAAAAAGUAAAAGAAGUAAUAAAAUUUUUUAAGCAUCGUGUUUUGAAUUGAGUGCAAAACAUGAAAGCAGCAUAAACUUUUACUCCCUUACCCGCCUAAAAGUAUGCAAUUUUUUAACUAUAAACAUAACUGCCACUAAAUAUACUACACGGAAAAUUUGUCUUUUUCUUGUCAAAUACAACAAAAAAAUAAUAUUGACAUUUUAUGUUUAAUACAUGUGUUAAGGAAAAUGUUAUAAAUAUGACAUCCUCGCUAAGCAGUUCUUGUACUAAGAGCUGCCAACCCCGCUCACAUCAUCACAGUUAUCAUCUAAGUAGUACAAUAAUACAUCAACGACAGUCCUGGUUUAAUAUCGAUGUACAAAGAAUGCUGAAUCUGAGAGUUAAUAAUGGAAUAUUUUUAAGUUUUUAUCUAACAUUGCUGAUAACGAUCUCAUUACAAGGAGUUAAAGCUCAAUAUCAAUCACCGCGUAUAAUUGAACAUCCAACGGAUUUGGUGGUUAAGAAGAAUGAACCUGCUACAUUGAAUUGUAAAGUUGAGGGUAAACCCGAACCGACUAUUGAGGAUGGUGAACCGGUAAAUACAAACGACAAAAAAACACAUCGUGUGCUGUUUAAAGAUGGUGCUUUGUUCUUCUAUCGCACCAUGCAAAGUAAAAAGGAACAAGACAGCGGUGUCUACUGGUGUGUGGCCAAAAAUCAUGUUGGCAAAGCUGUAAGCAGACAUGCCACACUGCAAAUUGCGGUUUUGCGUGAUGAUUUUCGAGCCCAACCCAAGGAUACACGUGUGGCUAAAGGUGAAACGGCAUUGUUGGAAUGUGGUCCACCCAAGGGUAUACCCGAACCAACGCUCAUAUGGAUGAAGGAUGGUGUUCCUUUGGAUGAUUUAAAAACGAAAUCUUAUGGAACCACAUCACGUAUACGCAUUGUUGAUGGUGGUAAUUUAUUGAUAAGCAAUGUCGAACCAAUUGACGAGGGCAACUACAAGUGUAUCGCUCAGAAUAUUGUUGGCACUCGUGAGUCCAGUUAUGCUAAACUAAUUGUUCAAGUUAAACCCUAUUUUAUGAAAGAACCACAGGAUCUAACCAUGUUGUCUGGUCAAACGGCCACGUUUCAUUGUUCAGUGGGUGGGGAUCCACCACCAAAGAUUUUAUGGAAAAAAGAAGAAGGCAAUAUACCAGUGUCACGAGCUCGCAUCCAACAUGAUGACAAAAGUUUAGAAAUCACAAAUAUAAUACCUGAGGAUGAGGGCACUUAUGUGUGUGAGGCUCACAAUAAUGUGGGACAAAUUAGUGCGAGGGCAUCGCUGACAGUUCAUGCACCACCCACUUUCAUAGUCAAGCCACAAGAUAGAAAAAUUGGUCUAAAUGGUGUGGCGCAAUUUCCCUGUGUUGCCGAUGGCAAUCCACCACCUUCGGUAUUCUGGACGAAAGAAGGCUCAAGUACUUUGAUGUUUCCCAACAACUCGUAUGGUCAUUUACAUGUCACGGUCGAGGGAACAUUGCAAAUUAAUGGUGUGCAAAAAGAUGAUGCCGGUUACUAUGUGUGCUCAGCCUUUAGUGUUGUUGACUCGACAACAAUACGAGCAUUUUUACAGGUAACGUCUGUCGAUGAUACUCCCCCGCCCAUUAUACAAAUUGGUCCUUCGAACCAGACCUUGCCGAAAGGCAGCGUUGCCAUGUUACCCUGUCGUGCUUCUGGCCAUCCUACACCUCGUGUCAAAUGGUAUAGAGAUGGCACAACAUUACAGAGUGGUAAUCGUUAUACCAUUGUACAGGGCGGUUCUUUACGAAUAGAUGAUUUGCAAUUAAGUGACUCUGCCCUGUAUACCUGUACGGCUUCUUCGGAAAGUGGUGAAACCUCUUGGUCCGCUACGCUAACG
This is a messenger RNA of Lucilia sericata (common green bottle fly), 4031 nucleotides long. Its product is annotated as roundabout homolog 2-like. The annotation marks the transcript as partial. The record is from RefSeq and is a predicted model, not a curated record. Gene Ontology annotation, cellular component: plasma membrane; axon. Lineage: Eukaryota; Metazoa; Arthropoda; Insecta; Diptera; Calliphoridae. Gene Ontology annotation, molecular function: cell-cell adhesion mediator activity. The transcript is spliced from 11 exons. Gene Ontology annotation, biological process: axon guidance; homophilic cell-cell adhesion; dendrite self-avoidance.